Camelina sativa (false flax) is the source of this 1691-nucleotide messenger RNA. Its product is annotated as protein ROH1A. Lineage: Eukaryota; Viridiplantae; Streptophyta; Magnoliopsida; Brassicales; Brassicaceae. The record is from RefSeq and is a predicted model, not a curated record.
ACUUAAAAAUAAUAUUAAAUAUGUACUUUUGUUUCAACAUUUAAUGUCACGACUCACGUACUCUAUGCUAAUAUUACAAUAACGCGACAAGGGACAAAAUUGGAAACAAGAAAAAAGAGAUAACUGCGCACGAAGAACGGGUCUCAAGCUCUCCGACAAGACAUGCGCACCACAAAUUUAUUUAGUCUUCGUAUAUAAACUCUCCAUUUCCAAAACCUUCCCAAUCUUCUUCUUCUUCCUCAAAAACAAAACCAUGAGACCUGCACAAGAUAAUCAAGGCUCGUUCCUUGGCCGGAUCAGUAUCCGUCGCAACCAGUUCGUUGACGUCAACAACGAACAAGAACAAGAAGACCUCGAGCUUUUCCAAAAACACAUCGCCGAUCGUUUCACCGAUCUUCUCUCUCCUACUCCUCCUCCUCAUCAACCUCCACCGUCCGAUGAAACGAACACCGUUGCUCCCGUAGCCGCCACGGAGCAGAUUAUGUCCGUGACCUGGCUUCGUAAGCUAAUGGAUGUUUUCCUCUGUUGCGAAGCUGAAUUCAAAGCGAUUCUCUUAAUGGGCCGUGACCCAACCCAGAUUUCUAAACCGCCUUUUGACCGGUUAGUUCCUGAAAUGUUAGACCGGUCGAUUAAAGCGCUUGAUAUCUGUACCGCCGUUGUUAACGGAAUCGAUUCCGUUAGACAUUACCAGCGAUUAGCUGAGAUCGCUGUAACGGCUUUGGAGCAACGUCCGUUAGGUGACGGUAACGUGAGAAGAGCGAAACGCGCGUUGGCGAAUCUCGUCGUCGCGUUGAGUCUCGAGGAUAAAGAGAAUGUCAGCGGCGGUGGCGGUGGCGGCGGCGGAGGGAACAAGACGACGGAGAGAUCGUGGUCGUUCGGUCGUCGUAGCGGUGGAUCAUCGGCGGCGAGUAAAGGAGGAGCGACGAUUGGUCAGCUUAAAUCGUCGUCGUGGGCGGUGGGGAGAAAUUGGUCGGCGGCGAAACAGAUCCACGCGAUGACGGCGAAUCUAACGCCGCCACGUGGUAACGAAGCGGCGGGAUUGCCGCAACCGAUGUUUAUAAUGAGCACGGUGAUGGUGUUCGUAAUGUGGGUGUUAACGGCGGCGGUUCCGUGUCAGGAGAGAUCUGGAUUAGCGAAUCAUUUACCUGUGCCGCCGAAACAUUUGAGUUGGGCUCAGAGUUUGAUCGGAAUCCAUGAGAAGAUCGGAGAUGAGUGGAAAAAGAAAGAGAAGAAAGGAUCCGCUGGGUUAAUGGAGGAGAUGACGAGGAUGGAGAAGCUUGGUCACUCGUUGAUUGAAUUCGCCGAUGGAUUUCAUUAUCCGGCGGAGAAAGAUGCUUCUGAAUCUGCGGCGGCGCAAGUGGCGGAGAUGGCGGAGAUAUGCCGGAGAAUGGAGGAGGAGCUUGUGCCGUUACAGCAACAGAUCAGAGAAGUUUUCCAUAGGAUCGUGAGGAGUCGUGCGGAGAUUUUGGAGGUGUUGGAGCAAGCCGGGAAAGUUUCGGCGCCAGUUGUGUAAAAGUUUUGAAUUAUUGGGGAUCAAUUUCGAAGUUUUGUAAUUCUUUGAGGGCUAAUAGGAUAUUUUUUGUUUCUUCUAUUGUUUGCUUUUCUACUUAUUAUUGGGCUUUUUAGAACUCUGGACGGGCCUAUGUCAUAUGUCUUCCCUUCUUUCUUAUAUUUUUUCCAAUUUUUUUUUU